Trichechus manatus latirostris (Florida manatee) is the source of this 2859-nucleotide messenger RNA. It is a transcript of the gene LETM1, whose product is annotated as leucine zipper and EF-hand containing transmembrane protein 1. Gene Ontology annotation, biological process: intracellular monoatomic cation homeostasis. The transcript is spliced from 14 exons. The record is from RefSeq and is a predicted model, not a curated record. Gene Ontology annotation, molecular function: ribosome binding; calcium ion binding. Gene Ontology annotation, cellular component: mitochondrial inner membrane. The coding region runs from base 262 to 2388 and encodes 708 amino acids. NCBI's taxonomy places the organism in Eukaryota, Metazoa, Chordata, Mammalia, Sirenia, Trichechidae.
UACCCUGAGACUCUUUAUUCCCUAGUUGGGACAGACCCUUCACUUAGCUACAUUCUGGAGGCUUCUAACACUCAGAACAAGCUUCCGACAGCUUAUAUGGAGAGGUUUCUACAAAAGACACUGGUGCUCUCUUAGACUGUAAAAGAUGCUGUCAGUAUAAAUGGCCUGGUUUGAGAUUCAUUUACUUACCUUUUCUUUGUUUUUGUCGUAGGCAGUCUGGGGGACCGUGCUUGUCUCAGUUGUACCAACACCGUGGGGCUGAUGAGCUGUGUGAAUGUUAAAUGUGGAUGCUGUCCUCCCGUCCAUCCUGUCUUCAUCUCCCUCAAGAGUGUUCAUUUCAGCUGUUGGACUCUGAGGCCGGAGCGCUCAUGCGCAGGGGCAAGGGCGCCAUGGGCCCCAGUCUCGGCAGGUCUGGUUUUCACAGGGCCAUGGUCCCUUCCUGUGCGCUGCUGGCAUUCAUCACACCCCCUGUGGGACGACUCCAUCGUGGAGAAGUCCCUCAAGUCCUUGAAGGACAAGAACAAGAAGCUCGAGGAGGGCGGCCCUGUGUACAGUCCCCCUGUGGAGGUACCAGUGAGGAAGUCCAUCGGGCAGAAAGUCCUGGAUGAGCUGAAGCACUACUACCAUGGCUUCCGCCUGCUCUGGAUCGACACCAAGAUUGCGGCACGCAUGCUAUGGCAGAUCCUGCACGGCCACACCCUGACGCGCAGGGAGCGGAGGCAGUUUCUCCGGAUAUGUGCCGACCUCUUCCGCCUGGUCCCGUUCCUUGUCUUCGUGGUGGUGCCCUUCAUGGAGUUCCUGCUUCCUGUGGCCGUGAAGCUGUUCCCCAACAUGCUGCCGUCCACGUUUGAGACCCAGUCUGUCAAGGAGGAGAAGAUGAAGAAGCAGCUGCGGGUCAAGCUCGAGCUGGCUAAGUUUCUCCAGGACACCAUUGAGGAGAUGGCCUUGAAAAACAAAGUGGCCAAAGGAAAUGCCACCAAAGACUUCUCGACAUUCUUCCAGAAGAUCAGAGAGACUGGGGAGAGACCCAGCAACGAGGAAAUCCUGCGUUUCUCUAAGUUAUUUGAAGACGAGCUGACCCUGGACAACCUCACGCGGCCUCAGCUGGUGGCUCUGUGUAAGCUGCUGGAGCUGCAGUCCAUCGGCACCAACAACUUCCUGCGCUUCCAGCUCAUCAUGAGGCUGCGCUCCAUCAAAGCCGACGACAAGCUGAUUGCUGAGGAAGGGGUGGACAGUCUCAACGUGAAGGAGCUGCAGGCAGCGUGCCGGGCGAGAGGCAUGCGGGCGCUCGGCGUCACUGUGGACCGGCUCAAGGAGCAGCUGAAGCAGUGGCUGGACCUGCACCUAAACCAGGAGAUCCCCACAUCGCUGCUGAUCCUGUCCCGGGCCAUGUACCUCCCUGACACCCUCUCGCCCGCUGACCAGCUCAAGUCCACGUUGCAGACCCUCCCGGAGAUUGUGGCGAAGGAGGCCCAGGUGAAGGCGGCCCAGGUGGAGGGCGAGCAGGUGGACAACAAGGCGAAGCUGGAGGCCACGCUGCAGGAGGAGGAGGCCAUCCGGCAGGAGCACAAGGAGAAGGAGCUGCAGAAGCAAAGUGAGGCGGCGAAAGUCGAGCCGGAGCUGGUGGCAGAUGUUCCCCCUGGCAGGCCCGUGGCAGAGCUGCAGCCUGAUGUACCCGACUUGAUCUUGCCGUCGGAGGUGCUGAAGGACACCGCCCCGGUCCUGGAAGGCGUGAAGGGAGAGGAAAUCACUAAGGAAGAAAUCGACAUACUCAGUGAUGCCUGUUCUAAGCUGAAGGAGCAGAAGAAGUCCCUGACCAAGGAGAAGGAGGAGCUGGAGCUGCUGAAGGAGGACGUGCAGGACUACAGCGAGGAUUUGCAAGAGAUCAAGAAAGAGCUCUCAAAGACUGGUGAAGAAAAAUUAGUCGAGGAAUCUAAAGCCAGCAAGAGACUGACCAAGAGGGUGCAGCAGAUGAUCGGGCAGAUCGAUAAGAUGAUCGCCCAGCUGGAGACGGAGCAGAAGGCUGGCAAGCUGGACCCUGGUCAGGGUACACCCACAGGGUCCUUGCUCAUGGAAGCCUUCCUCCACCCCCAGACGAGGGAGAACGUCAUCAGUGUCACCGAGCUCAUCAGUGCCAUGAAGCAAGUUAAGCACAUUCCAGAAAGCAAGCUGCUGCGCUUGGCCUCUGCGCUGGAUGAGAACAAGGACGGCAGGAUCGACAUUGACGACCUCGCCAAGGUGAUCGAGCUGGUCGACAAGGAAGACAUUCACAUCUCCACCAGCCAGGUGACCGAGAUUAUGACGAUGCUGGAGAAGGAGGAGAAGGUGGAGGAGAACGAGAAGGCCAGGGAGAAGGCUGAGAAGGAGGCCGCCGAGGUGAAGAACUAGGUGGCUGCCGCUCUGGGACGUGCUGGCCCUGCGCGGCUACCGUCUCCUUUCUGCACGGCACUGGCCGUGAUGGGGACGGCUCUGAGGUGGUUCUUAGCGGCAAGUCUAAUAUUCUUUCUAGAAUAAAUCAGAAACGUCUGUAAUUAGGUAAGUUCUAAUUUUCCAUCAUACCAUGAAGACCCUGUCCGUCUGGACCCCCACGCCCUCCCAAGGAAGCGUGUCUGGAUCCACGCCUCGUGUGGUGCUGCAGUGACCCUGACCCGGCAGCCGAGCCGGCAGCCUGUUGGCGGCUCGGGUCACAGCCACACAUAGACCCUGGCUCCACGGCGGGCAUGGGGCCGGCCGGAGCUGGAGAGCUUCCCCAAGGGAGACGUUUGAGUAGAAAUUCUAUGAAAACAGAAACAAAGCCCUUCUCAGCUCUGAAGAAGAUACUUCAGUUAGUCUGUGGACGUCGCUUCCUCGAUGUCAGUG